AUGUUUAGGAAAAAUAUUGACUGCUUAUGUGAUAAUAAUGGUGUUUGGUUUAAGGAUAGUGAGGAUAUUGCAAAAAUGCAUGUUAACCAUUUUGAGCAAGUAAGUAAAACUUCUAAUCCUAAGUUUACUGAUAUCACUUUUGACAUCAUCCCUACUGUUAUUACUGCUCAAGAUAAUUCUCAGCUCAAUAAAAUACCUUCUACUGAUGAAAUCUUUCAAACUAUUAAGAAUAUGAAUGUUUGGGGUUCACCUGGCGCUGACGGUUUCCAAUCUGGUUUCUACAAAUACAAUUGGGAUAUAAUUGGACAAGAUGUUACUAAUGAUGUUCAAGGUUUUUUUGGAACAGGUUUUAUGCCAACAACUUUCAAUAAAACUUAUCUUAGUUUGAUUCCUAAGACUGAUAAUGCUACUAAACCUGUGGAUUUCAGGCCUAUAAGUUUGUGGAAUACUAUUUAUAAGGUUAUCUCUAAGAUUAUGGAAGAUAGAAUUAAACCUCACUUAAAACAUAUGAUUUCUCCUUAUCAAGCUGCCUUUGUUCCUGGUAGAGAUAUACAUGACAACAUUAUUGUUGCUCAUGAGAUGAUUCACACUAUGAAGCACAAAGCAGGACAUAGUGGUACUAUGGCUUUAAAACUUGAUAUUUCUAAAGCCUUUGAUAGAAUAGAAUGGCCUUUUUUUGCUAGGAAUUCUUAUAAUUUUUGGCUGCUAUUAAAUGCUGAAACUAAUCAUCAAAUUUCAGGAGUUAAAGUAGCUAGGAAUGCUCCAGCUGAUAUGCACAAUAUUGCCGGUAUUAUGAAUAAUCUAAACUAUUUUGGUAGUGUUUCUGGUCAAAUGCUCAAUUUGGAUAAGUCAAAUGUUUAUUUUAGUCAUAAUCUUAGUCCUAGUUCUAGAGAAAUUAUUGCUAGAGAACUUAAAAUGACUAAAAUGAAGGACAGUGAUACCUAUUUGGGAGUCACUUUGUUGAUAGGGAGAAACAAAACUAAAUCUUUUAAGCCUCUGAUUCAAUUCUUUGGUUCUAGACUUAAGACUUGGAAAGGAAAAACUAUGAAUCACUCUGCUAGAACUGUCAUGGUUAAACAUGUUUUAAAUGCUUUACCUACUUAUCAGAUGGGUUGUUUUAGAAUUCCUAAAACUAAGAUUGAUCAAAUGGAUGUUAUUCAAAAACAUUUCUGGUGGGGACAUAGUAGUAACAGAGGCCUUUGUUUGAUAGGUUGGAAUAAUAUAAGAAUUCUUAAGUCUUUGGGUGGUCUGGGAUUUAGAAACCUUGAACAUUUUAAUACUGCUAUGUUAACUAAGUUGGCAUGGAAAGCUUCUAAUGAUGACAAUUCCCUUUGUAUGCAAAUUGUUAGAGCAAAAUAUGGUAAAAAUGACAGUUUACUCCAUCUAGAUAAGUUAAAAGAUGAUUCUUCUUGGCUUUGGAAAAGUAUUUACUCUGGCAUUGAGGUCGUGCAACAAUAUUCUAUGUGGAUAGUUCAGCGUGGCACUAAAAUUAACAUAUGGCUUGAUAAUUGGAUUAUCGGUUUCAAUAGUCCACCUGUCCCAAUUGUGGGUCUUUCUAGCAUGUUAUCUUACACUUUAGUUUGUGAUAUAUUUCUAUCUGGUACUCGAAUUUGGAAUGAACAACUUAUCUGUUCUAUCUUCAAUCAAGAGACCUCAUCUGCUAUCCUAAACAUGCUUAUUCCUUCUACUGGUGAAGAUUAUCUGAUUUGGAAACCUGACAGAAAAGGUGAAGAACUCCAGAAUGAUUACGGAAAUGAGAGUUCUGCGAUUAAGUUAAUGUGCACUGUCUGGUAUAUCUGGAAGGACAGGUAA
Molecule: messenger RNA, 1812 nt
Organism: Papaver somniferum (opium poppy)
Lineage: Eukaryota; Viridiplantae; Streptophyta; Magnoliopsida; Ranunculales; Papaveraceae
Exons: 6
Coding region: 1-1812 (603 amino acids)
Source: RefSeq, a predicted model, not a curated record